Messenger RNA from Brugia pahangi, 3006 nucleotides. The record is from the annotation of a GenBank genome assembly. NCBI's taxonomy places the organism in Eukaryota, Metazoa, Nematoda, Chromadorea, Rhabditida, Onchocercidae.
AUGCAGCGAUACUUUUCGCAAAAUAAUUUUAACGGACAUAUCAAUAAGCUGGAAAAAGGAUGGACACCUGGUAUACCAUAUGAAGUAAAUGGAGAUAUACCACUUGUAAUUUAUACAUCAAAUUGUUCCAAACUUCGAGUUGCUAUUGCUGAAACACCGGGACCGCUUGUUAAAGGCCUUAUAUCAUUUGUAACAGAAGCACUCGAUAACAAUGGUUUACCUCACACCUUGGAACAUCUUAUUUUUAUGGGUAGUAAAAAAUAUCCAUACAAAGGUGUUCUGGAUUUGAUUGCUAAUCGAUGUAUGGCAUCAGGGACGAAUGCUUUUACUGCUCAAGAUCAUACUGCUUAUGAAUUAACUACGGUUGGCAGUGAUGGAUUCCUGAAAAUUUUACCUAUUUACAUAGAUCAUUUGUUGUCGCCAACAUUAACGGAUGCUCAAUUUAUGACAGAAGUCCAUCAUAUCAAUGGUAAAGGUGAAAACGCAGGAGUUGUUUAUAGUGAAAUGCAAGAGUACGAAUCAGAAAUGAGUAACAUUGUAAGCUGGAAACGAAAAGAGCUUUUUUAUCCGGAAUAUAAUCCAUAUCGUGUGGAAACAGGUGGACGUUUGGCUGCUUUACGUAAAACAUGUAAUAUGGAAAAGAUAAGACGAUAUCAUCAUGAUUUUUAUCAUAUUAGCAAUAUGUUUGUGACUGUUUGUGGAUCUAUUGAUCAUUCCAAAUUGCUGCAAAUUUUAUCAUCAAUUGAAGAAACAUCACAACAACGAGUGCCACAUCUAUUCAAUAAGCCAUUCAGGAAUACCAUGCUGGUAUUUACGGAAUCACAAGAGAGACAAAUUGUUUGUCCAAGUGAAGAUGAAAAACUGGGUACAGUGGAGAUUGCUUGGAUAGGUCCUUCCAAUAAUUAUGAAGAAUUGAGAAAACUGGAAGUGCUUGCAAAUUACUUGAGUGAUACUGCUGCUUCUCCACUGCAGCAAGAUUUUGUACAAUUGGAUGAACAGUUGGCAAGUUCUGUACAUUUUUAUGUACGUGAGCAGUGCAUUAGUGAAAUAGUAUUGUGUUUUAAUGGAGUACCAGUUAAUGAACUACCAAACAUCAAAAGAAGAUUUUUCGAUAAAACUUUGCCAGAAACGUUUGAAAAGAAUUUUGAUCCAGAACGAAUGGAGAAUGUAAUUACACACAUGAUGGAUAAAGAGCUUUCAAAGAUGGAAACAGACUGUCAUAAUGUUAUUUUCGAUAUAAUGUGCAUGUAUCAAAUCUACGGAAAAUUUAGGGAACUUACAAUGCGAUUAAAUUAUGUUACGGAAUUGCGAAGAAUGUUGGUAAUGAAACCGGAGGAUUGGAUGAGAUUAUCACAUCGGUAUCUGAUAAGAAAAUGUGUCUGUGUAAUGGGUUACCCUUCUCAAGCUGAAGUGACCAGAAUUGCUACAACGGAAAAGAAACGAAUUGAGGAACAGCGUAAAAAAUUAGGGAAAGAUGGACUUCGGCGAUGUGCCGAGAAAUUAGAAAAAGCAUUACAUGAAACAACGGCUCAAAAGCCACCGCCUGAAUUACUUUCCGAAAUGAUGAUACAUGAAUUAGAGAAUUUUGCAACAUUUAAUGUGCAAACAUUGCAUGCGCGGACAGGUCAAAAUGAUAAUGAAAUAUUUAAGUUACCAUUGCCGGUUCUCAUACAUAGUGUCGAAACGCAUUUUGUUAAGCUUAUCUUAGUUUGGGAUACAAAAUUGAUACCAUUAGAAUUACGACUAUGGUUGAUGCUUUAUUUCGAAUUAAUAUUCCAAAGCCCAGCUAUUAUAGAUGAUAGAAAAUUAUCAUAUGAGGAAAUAGCAAAUUUGUAUACCCGGGAUUUGGUAUCAUAUUCUGCAAAUAUUGGUGUUUUAGAUCAUUUUGAUCGAUUUUGUUCACUUACCUUAAAAACUGUUCCCGAACGAUAUGUGAUUAUGUUGUCAUGGCUUACGACAUUUGUGAGAGGAAUUAUCUUCGAGGCAGAACGUGUGAAAGUAACUGCUCAAAGUUUAAUUGCUGACGCUGACGAAGAAAAACGAGAUGGAUGUGAAAUGCAAAAUGCGCUUCUUCAUACUGCUCUAUUCCACAAGGAUAGCAAUUAUAUGUGUGGUUUAGUUCAGUUGGAGGAGUUUCAUAAAAAUGUACUCAUGUUAACUAAAGAAAAUCCUACCUACGUUAUCGAUAAAUUGGAGAAAUUGCGUGAAGCGUUAAUGAAUGCUCCGAUAAAUCUACAUAUUAUUUGUAACACGGAGAAAAUUAUGCCUUUCUUACCGACUAGUUUUGCAUGGCUGUAUCGUGAUCGUAAAUUUAAUUGUGAGCUUUCCAGAAAUUUUCGAAAUUUGCCUGGAGAAUCGGUAAUAUAUGAUAACUUUGGAAAGCAACGUGUUAUUGCUGUUGGCUCCACUGAAUCAUCCUUUCUAAAACAGUCUAUACCAUUCAAGUAUCAACUGGGUAGCAAGGAAGGAUUAGCUGUACAACUCAUUGCUCAAUAUUUAUCACAAAUGGAAGGUACCUUGUUUAAAGCGAUACGUGGAAAUGGCUUAGCAUAUGGUGUGGAUAUUGAAGUAGAUAUGGAUAAUGAGCUGCUCAGUUUUAGCAUCUAUCGAAGUUCUCAACUCGAGCAAGCUUAUGAAGAAGCUAAGAAAGUUGUGUUCAAUGAAUUUGAACACGUGGAUGAAGAUGAGUUUGAAGCAGCGAAGCGAAGUCUUGUAUCAAAAAUAGUGCAAACCGAAGAUACAGUAAUUAAUGCAGCACAUCGAGCUAUUUUCAAUGAAUUUCGAGAAUUACCAUCUCAGUUUUGGCGUGAGUACGUUGAGCGUAUCUGGAAUGCAUCAAUGAAAGAAAUGGUAGAAUGCAGUAGAAAUUUUGUCUUUGAUUUAUUCGAUGAUAAGAAAUGCUGCCGUGCGAUAGCUGUACCACACGGAAAAUUGAAAGAUAUUGAAAAACAUUUUGAAGGAAUUGAAGUGGUCUGCUUUUCAGAUCUACAUAUAAAAACUGCUUAA